This is a messenger RNA of Colletes gigas, 7578 nucleotides long. RefSeq lists its product as uncharacterized. NCBI's taxonomy places the organism in Eukaryota, Metazoa, Arthropoda, Insecta, Hymenoptera, Colletidae. The coding region runs from base 46 to 3840 and encodes 1264 amino acids. Gene Ontology annotation, molecular function: RNA polymerase II cis-regulatory region sequence-specific DNA binding; DNA-binding transcription activator activity, RNA polymerase II-specific. The transcript has 14 exons. Gene Ontology annotation, biological process: regulation of transcription by RNA polymerase II. The record is from RefSeq and is a predicted model, not a curated record. Gene Ontology annotation, cellular component: nucleus.
GUCACGAUACGACGAGGAAAGAGAACCGGAAGACAGCGCGGGAGAAUGUCGACUUGCACCGACGAGGCCGACAACGCACCCCUGCACAUGCAGGAGGCCCUGUCACCGGUGCAGGAGGGCCCAGUGUCUCCGGCGUCCUCCUCCCUGAGCAAUCAGAAUCAAAACGAUAGCGAGCAGCAGGUGCUGCUCGCCACGAUGCAACCAGUGAACGUGCUGGACCUGCACGAGCCAGCGACGGUGCACUCGCUCCACUCCAAGUACCACCAUCAUCAUCACCGCCACCAUCACCACCAUCACCAUCAUCAUCAUCAGUCACAGCACAUUCAGGACCCGGACGACGUGCAGCAGCGUUCGGCCGACGACACCGACGGCAGGGUGACGCCAGGCGGCGAGCAGAACUCAGGCAACCCGACGCUAGGCGUCGGCGAGCACAAGAUGAUCGAUCUCAUCUACAACGACGGCCAGAAGACCGUCAUGUACACCCACGACAAGGAGAUCAUAUACGAGAACGAGGCGGAUCGCGUCCAGGUGGUCGAGUACCCGCCACCGCCGCCCUCGCCGCCGUCUCCGUCGCCGCCGUCCAACGUUUCCAGAUCGGGGUUGUUGCCGCCCACCUGCGUCACCCCCAGGUCAGCAUCCACCACGGCGUUGCACUUGCAUCACUAUCCGCAGCUGCAGCUACAGCACGAGGACGAUCUUCCACCCGGUGUGCGUCACGCCGUGAACGCCACUGUCCCGAAUUGCGGAGCUGCGACCACCACCACCACGGUUCUGGUCCUCUCGGAGCUGGUCGCGGCGGACCCAGCGGCUGGGGCAGCAGCCGCCCAGCAACUCACCCUCACCGCCGCCGCCGCUGCUGCAUCGUUGCGUGCUGGACGACGAAGUCGCGGCGAGGAGGAGACGAACGGCGGCGUGGUAAACGACGACACCUCGCAGCAACAGCAGCCUAGCUACGUGUCCGGUCAGCGUGAUACAGAGGAAGAGGAGGAACUAGGCGCGGAGGAGGCGGCCCAGUCCCUGCAAAGCGGCGCCGAGGGCGCCGACCCGGAGGUCCACAAGAGGGUUGCUGCGGUGCAGGUGCAGGUGCAGGGUAUGGAGGGCGACUGGCGGACCUACUGCGAGCAUCCGCUCUCGGUAGCGACCGCGGCGAUGCUCAAUCUCCAACAGCAACACCAGGUCUCGGCCGUCACCAGCCAUGGCGACGAUCCUGCCGCUUCCUACGUCUACGAGUACUACAAGCUGCCGGAAAAGACCGCGACGGACGUCAAACUACCGCCCACUCAUGAACUAUGGUCCACGGGUGUGAUGGGCCAGAAGCUGCUGGUGCAGGAGGCGCCUGGCUCCGGUUCCGGUUCGACGAAUCGCAUGGAAGGCGGCGAAGGCGCCGGAGGAGGGGAGCUGCACCACUUCCUGCAUCAGUACAACCAACAGUCCCACAGUCCCGGCCAGAGCCUGCAGGGUGGCCUUCCGCUUCCGCUUAGCCCGCAGUCCCUCAGACACGACGGUUCCUCCAGCGCGGGCAUCGCCGGCGUCAAAAGGGAACCCGAGGACCUCAGCUCCUCGCGAGGGGCCCAACAAUCCAGCAAGAGGCACAAACAGGCCCAACCGGACAGUCCCACGCCACCGGGGAUGUACCAUCAUCAUCAGCAUCAACUGCAGGUGCAACAGUACGGAAGUCCCUACGACCCCUACACCUCGUGCAGCCCACGGCUACAGUCCACGGCGUACACGUCGACCUCAGGGACGGGGGCGGCGAAUGCUGGGAACCAGAGCGGACUGCACCAGGAGGCGACGGCUGUCUACGUCACGGGGGAUGCUCUACCACCUCUGGCAUCGUCGAGUUCGUCCUCGUUGUCGACCACGACUGCUUCGUACACGAGGUACGAGGUUGUGCCAAGCUCUUACGCAACGACACACGCGAUACGCUCGUCCUCGAGCAGCAGCAAAGUCCUGACCGUUGAUCUUCCCAGCCCCGACUCCGGCAUCGGCGCGGACGCGGUCACACCCAGGCAAGAUCAUCAUCCACCCACGGCGUUGCACCAGUCCUCUUUCGACUACACGGAAUUGUGUCCCGGAGGAACAGCGGCCGGCGCCGCGGUGGUCCUCGAGAGCGGCGCAGUGAUACACCAUCAGCCACUGCAACUGCAACUGCAGCAGAGCCACGCACAGGCGCAGGUGCAACGCGGAACUUUGGUGUCCUCGGCCGCGACGAAUCCGAACCCGAAUCCGAAUCCACCGAGAUCACGGCCGUGGCACGAUUUCGGCAGACAAAACGACGCGGACAAAAUCCAGAUACCAAAAAUAUUCUCCGCCUAUGGAUUCAAAUAUCACCUCGAGUCGCCGAUCAGCACGUCGCAGCGCCGCGAGGACGACAGAAUCACCUACAUCAACAAGGGACAAUUCUACGGGAUCACGUUGGACUAUGUCCCGGAUCCUGACAAACCCACCCUCAAAACUGGACAGACUGUCAAGAGCGUGGUAAUGUUGAUGUUCCGAGAAGAGAAGAGCCCCGAAGACGAGAUUAAGGCGUGGCAGUUCUGGCACGGAAGGCAACAUUCUGUCAAGCAACGUAUUCUCGACGCGGACACGAAGAACAGCGUGGGACUGGUGGGCUGCAUAGAGGAAAUUGCACACAACGCGAUUGCAGUUUAUUGGAAUCCACUCGAGUCCUCGGCGAAGAUCAACGUGGCGGUACAGUGUCUCAGCACCGACUUCUCGAGUCAGAAGGGUGUGAAGGGGUUGCCUCUGCACAUCCAAGUGGACACUUACGAGGAACCACCCCCGCACGCCCACUCGUACACACCGCCGUCCCAUCGUGGCUACUGUCAGAUCAAAGUCUUUUGCGAUAAGGGAGCCGAGAGGAAGACUCGCGACGAGGAGAGGAGAGCAGCGAAGAGGAAGAUGACGGCCACUGGCAGGAAAAAGCUCGACGAACUGUACCAUUCUGUCACGGAACGCAGCGAAUUUUACUCGAUGGUGGACCUUCACAAACCUCCAGUCCUGUUUUCCCCACCGGCGGAGCACACCAUUGACAAGUUCUCGACAAUGGAGUUGUCAGGCUUCUACGGAGGCGGCGGCGGGGGCGGUGGCGACACCGACACGUCGUCCCUCAGUAAUGGGGAGGGCGGAGGAUUGAAGGCGGGUGGCAGCAGCCCUUACCCGGCCUGCGGCAGACCCAGCUUGCCUGCCCUCAAGUUCCACAACCACUUUCCGCCCGACAAUCUGACUAGCCUGCACGACAAGAAGGACUCGUUGCUGAUGCAGGUCCAGGAGCUGCAGGGCUCGGUGCUGCAGGGUGUGCAACAAGCAGGACUAGCCGGGACGGUGGUGUCCGGUGUUGGUAACCGACUGCACCUUCAACAACAACCGCCCCAUCUGCGGCCAGCCGACACCGAGGAGAGGGUGAUGCUCUACGUCCGCCAGGAGUCCGAGGACGUCUACACGCCCCUGCACGUGACGCCACCGACCGUCCAGGGACUUUUAAACGCUAUUGAGUCAAAGUACAAAAUUGCAUCCUCGAGUAUUAAUAACCUCUAUCGCAAAAACACAAAGGGAAUUACAGCGAAAAUUGACGACGACAUGAUCCGAUAUUACGUGGACGAGGACCUGUUCCUCCUGGAGGUGAGCCACUCCAGAGUAAACCCGGACCCCGGCAACGACCGCAACCCGAACAAUCCCGGAUCGCCUGGUGAUCCCGGCGACCCGGGCGACCCGCCGGCCACCGCCGGCUACGACGUCACCCUGAUCGUGCUACCCUCGUCGCCCGCCCACAUAGCUCACUCGCCGCUCGCCAAUUCCGCCCACGGGCACUCGCACGUCCACGACAACGGGAACACGUGAGGCGACACGGUGCCGCGUGGAACAUAAACUUAUACGCAUAUACCGUAGCUUUCGUUGUGUAAAUAUGUCCGUGGGACGGAGCGGCCGACGAUGAUCGCUACCUCGAUGGAUCAUCGGCGACGGUGCAAUGCGAAAGGACGCUCGAUAGUUCGAGAACGAGGGACGAGGGAGGUUUUCAGAGUCCGGCGCGAAGGAUCCCGAUCAACGAUCGCGCGAAGACGAAGACCAGGAAGAAAACGAAGACGCGUUCGGCGAACGUCCCAUUCCGCGAGGAGCAACGUUCUCCGCUGUUUGUACUUUGGGACUGCUGAACGGACCGACGUACUUGUCCGUACCGUAUAAUCGUAAGAAGUCAGAUCAGAUUGUUAGUUGAUGUAGUUGGUCGUCCUGCGAUGCACGGGCAACGCUGGCGCGGGCGGUUGUCGUUCGAGCGCCGGGGAUUCCGCGGACACGGGUUGGACGUUUGAUCUCGAGGACGCGUUUUGUUAAUAUCGAUAGUCGGUUCUCGACACGUUCUACGAAAUUGCGAGGGUGGUUCGCGUAUAAACGAGAUCCUAUCUUUUCGUGGAUUUAUUGGGCGAGUACCUUGGCAUACGGAAGCAGCGACGUGGCUAGAGUUUGUACCAUCCUCCCCCCAAGAAUACAACGUAAUAGAUGUAAAUGAUUCGUAGAACGAUAGACAGGUAAGAUGAAAAUUUUAUUUAUUCUUUCAGUGAAUUCGGUUUGUCUCGUUGUAAAUAACGAUUCGACCGAGUCGAGGCUCGAUAAAUUGCGGAGAGAAACGAGUCACGAUUAUAUCUGAACCAACCUCGUAUUUGUUACCGCCAAGAGUACGGUCUCUUGGUACGCUGUUGGAAAUUUUAUGAUAAAAAUAUUAUAGCUCGUGUGCGCGGAAUAUAGUUGGCAGAACGAAAGAUCAGCCCUGGCGUUUCGAUAAAAAAUUACUCGACACUGUCCACCCGAGACUGAUCUUUCCUUCUCCGUAUAAUACCGGCCAUCGAACAGCCUGUACCAGCGUUGGCGUCGAUUCGAAGCGCAAUUUCGCGAGGAGGCGUGUUUCAAACCGCGCAGGGCGACUCGUUAUUUUAUAUUUUUGUUUGUUUUCACUUGUGAACAAUUUAUAUCGAUGGUUGUUAGCUUAGAGAGAUACCGUGGCGUCGUGGAUGAAACGCGACGGCUAUAUGUAAAUCAAUCAAAAUUGAUUUAAGGAACUUCCUUGCCCCAGAUCCCCUCCAUUCCCCUUCCCCUCUUCGUUACAUGUUAAGCAAUACGUAUGACGUAUAGAUUGUAUAUGAAAAUGUCCACUCUAUUUUAUCGUAUCGUCGAUUUAGAGUUUAAAAAUUCUCGUUCGCGCGUUCGGUGAAGCGAAGCGUCGCUGCUCUUAGCCAUCUGUAAGAAUGCGAAUGUGUAUUUUAUAGCAAGACUCGCGCUUAGAACUUAAAAAAAAUUCUCAACGCCGCCAUUCCAAGAUAGGGUGCCAUUCGAGCAUUAUCUCUUCGUAUCGUUACGCUCGCAUACACACAUACACACACGCGCACCCAUUCGAUCGUAAGUUCUGAAGCAUACCAGUGUCAUAAUUCUUUGACGUUUGGUAGAAGGGCCUCGAGUCAAAAUUAGGUUCAAACGGCUUACACAAAACUCGGAUUAUCGGUCAUAAAAGUUAAGUAUUACUUUAAGAUGUUAAAUUAUAAAGGAAAUAGCUCGUGAUCAUAUUGUGGAAACACAGAAUAUCUGGAGUCCUUUUUACCAAACAUGAAAGAGUCGCUUCUUGCGUCGAGUCCACCAGCUGCCUAAUUAAAAGUCCAUUUCGAUCGCGAGAAGAGAAGCAGUGUCAUAUCCCCCCUUUUUCACAUAUCUUUUCUACUUGCACGAACUGUCCAUUUACUUAAUACUAGUAAGUAUCGUUUAGGUAUUUCGCUAUCAUUCCAGAACCUCCUGAGUGUCCCAGGAUUACUUCGAUAUAUCAUACAAAGACCAAGUAUUACUCAAAUACGUAACCCUCAUGGACGAUUGUAAAAAAGAAAACGGAAAAACGAAUAAUCCAUUAGAAGACUAGCAAGACGCGCCGGUAAAUUUCGAUGGAAUCACCAGUGAACGACGCGUCAUCGAUAUUUAGUGUAGACUACUAUAAGCAAUCACGUUAUAUCGCUAUAAUCGAUCUGUCAACGCGACCCCUGCUCGAACACGUUGUACGACCCUUUGGGGGAUGUAAUUUCAUUUUUCCAUUCGCCUAGGACGUCUUCUUAGAUAGCGUAGCGUGUAGUGGAGAGAAAAGAGACCAUUUUCCAUUGCCACCCUCGAAACCGUAUGCACACGAGUCCCCAAAGGGUUCGGAUGGUCAACGCGAGCCUCUGUGAAACCCGAGUUCGAUCGUCGAUCAUGGCAGACACGAGUGUGCGCGAAUAAUCGUCAACGACUUCCGGCGAACAAGGUCGUCCCAAGCGACGAGGGUACAAUGGUACCGAUAGCCUGCGAUCAUAUUGUUUUUAAGGUGAAAUAACGUUAACGUGCCACCGUCGAAAGCGAGCCAUUUUUGCCAUUUCUCGUCGCGUAACUUUUCAUCGGAUCAAACGAGAAAGAUUACGCCUGUAUACAUACCGCACACAAACACGUACACGCGCAUCAUCGAUAAUAAAAUGGUAAUCAGUCGCGUUUAGGUUCGACUAGAGAGCAUUCCACGAAUCAUGCACACGUCACACAUACGUCGCGAUACACCGAUAUCAAAGCAAGGAUCAAAAUACGCUUGUAAAAUGCAUAUUAUUAUAAUGAGUACUAUAUUUUGUUACAUCUAUUGCAAGAACAGCAUAUAGUUUGAUAUUAUUAAUAUUAUUGAUUCUAUUGACUAGAGCUACGUAAUACCGUAUAUAAUUAUUAUUAUUAUUAUUAUUUUUAUACAAGGGAUGAGUGUGUCGGAGGAAGUAGCGAGAAAGAGAGCGUAAUGUGCGAAAGUACACGAGUGAAUGAGGAGCGUGUAUGCAUGAGAGUCGAGAGAGAAAGAGAGAGAAUAGGGAUAUCUACAAGAUUAUGAAGAUUGUUAGCGUUGCUCCAUGACAUUUUUAACCGUAAUCGAUAUCUCAACCCACAGCCACGCGCACACAGCCCAGCCCCUCGAACCACCCAAAUUCGUCAUAACGCCGUUUGCACCUCGAGAGGACUCGUCGCGCGUGCACGAGCGGCUGCGAACGAUAUUAAUUUUUUUUUUUUUUUUUUUUUUUUUAUUGCUAUCGCACGAUCCCUUUAUUAUCCUUACGUUUAUUAAAUAUUAUUAAUUAAUGAUACAUUAUGAAAAGGCAGCCUGCGUCAGGGUCAGGAAGAGGCUCAAAUCGCCGAACCAAACCGGUGGAAACGACAGCAUCGCGUGACGAAAGAGAAAACGCCCCCGCGUCUACGGCACGUCCGCCAUUUUCUCUGCUCGUACGAUUUUGUUCGCUGCGUUUCGUACUCGCCGCGAGUUUUGAGCGCUUCUCGUGACCGUUUCCCAAGCCGUGUCUCGAUAUCAUACUUAAACCACGUUAAACGACGAUGCGGAACGCGCCCGACAGGCCUCAUACGCCUUAAUUUUGUUAGAAAUGUUAGGCCCGAUUUUAAUUUUUUUGUCUCAAGGGCCGAACGCGCACAGUGUACUGUUUUGUUUGGACGUGGCUCGAGAAUCCGUAGCCACGUCCCCGGACCCAGAUAUGAUGUCAGAGUACCCGAUUAUAUACCGUUUUUCGCGUUGUCUUGCCAUCGUGAGAUUGU